Molecule: messenger RNA, 4518 nt
Organism: Tetrahymena thermophila SB210
Lineage: Eukaryota; Ciliophora; Oligohymenophorea; Hymenostomatida; Tetrahymenidae
Product: cyclic nucleotide-binding domain protein
Exons: 8
Source: RefSeq, a predicted model, not a curated record
GUUAAUUUGCUUAAUUUAGAUAAUUUAUUGAAAAAAAGAAGAGUAAAAGCAACUCUUUCUAGAGUAAUAUAAACUAGUAAAGAAAGAUUGCUAGAUAAUUAUAGGAUUCAUAAAUUAAGUAACAUAGAAUAGUAGUUAAGUAUGUUGAACUCUGUAUAGUAACAAAAGAUUAUGUUCCAUCACAAAGUGAUGUUUGAAAAUCUAGAAUUGUAGAGGAAAUAAAGAGUUUUGAGAAUGCCUAUAAACGGGGUUCCUUUUCAUAAAGUAGUAGAAGAAUUCUGUAAUAAAUAAAUUGAUUUAAAGAGCGAUUAUGAUAGCGAAAUUAUUUCAAGGUUAUUAUAAUUGCAAAGUAAAUCAAGAAAAGAAAUUCAAGCACUUCAGAAGGCUUUCGGUUAAUUAAAAUUUUUCAUGGAGGCAUAAGAUUAUUUAGCAAAAAAAGAGUUUGAAGGACUUCUUCAGGAAAUAUAAUAUGAAAAAUUUGAUAAAUAUCAAACAGUUUUCGAAUUUGAUGAGCUUGGAUAUAAGUAUUAUAUAAUUUUAAAGGGUUCAGUGUUUGUUUAAAUUCCCAAUAAAAAUUAUAAGAAAUAUGAAGAAAAGUAGAGAUUAGUAAUCGACUUAAAAAAAGCUUCAUAGUUAUCUCUAAGUGCUUAAUAAAAUAGUAAAACUUCUUCGAGAAAAAACUCAUCUGAUUCUUCUUCAUCAUCAUCUAUAUCUCUUAACGAUACACCACCUUAACUAAAUUCUCCAUUAAAGCCUUUAUAGAGUUCCUAAGCUAUGAAGAAUUAAAAUACAAAAUCUUAAAUAAAUGACUUCAAAAACUAUUUUCAAUUCCAAGAUUAAGGAACAACAGCGACUAAAAAUAAAAACAUAGAGGAAAUUUAGAAAUAAAGUAAUCCAAAUGCUCGAAAAAGUGUUAUCCUUGCUAUAAACACAAUCAAGCAAGUUAAUAAAUUUGCUAGCAAAUUGAAGCAUGAAAAAGAAAAAAGCUAGUUUUCAACUCAGAAGUUGACAGCAAGGUCAUAGAACUAGAAAUUGAGUCCAAAAAGCAAGUAAAACCUAGAAGAUGAAGAGGCAUAAGCUUCUUAAACUCAAAUAGAAGUAGACCCCAAGGAGAGAAUUUCAACUAUGUAUCCAUAAUUCGAUAUAGUGAGAGAGCUUGGAGCUGGUGAUGCUUUUGGAGAAAUAGCCCUCAUGAAUAAUGCUAGAAGGACUGCUAGUAUUAUUUGCAAAGAGGAGACCACUUUUGCUGUGUUAUCGAAGCAGAGUUAUGAUAAGAUACUUUCAUAAUAUCACCAAGCAGAAUAAGAAAAAAAUAUAAGCUUUCUCAGGGAAUUAACAAUAUUCAACUAACUUGGUAAGAGUAAACUUGAUGCAUUAUACAGGCUCAUGGAAAAACAAGAAUUAAAAAGGAAUUAAAUAGUUUAUUCUGAAGGAGAUCCUGCUAAAUACGUUUAUUUUAUCAAAGAAGGAGAAAUUUAAGUCUCUCAAUAAUGUGUUCAGUAAAAUGAAAAAAAAAAUAAAGAUGAAGGUGACCCAGAAUAUUCUAAAAUGAUGAGUGACUAUAAUCUAAAGUGGAAAGGAUAACACCAAAAAGAGAGCUUGAAAAGAAUUAAAAUUGCUAUACUAGGCAAAAACAAUUAUUUUGGCCAAGAAGAAAUUAUUUCCAAUAUACCUAGGCUCUAUAGAGCAGAAGUUUUUUCAACUAAUGCAGUAUUGUAUUGUUUAUCUAAACAGAAAUUUUUAAGCACUGUUAAGAUGUUCAGCUAAUCAAUGGAGAUAAUGAGGCAAGAGCUUUCUAAGAGAGCAACUUGGAGAAUUAAUUAAUUAGAAAAAAAUCUGACUACGAAUAAAAAGAUAGAUCACGAAAUUUAAAAGGUUUAAAAUGAAAUAGUAAAACUUGAAUUUGCAAACCAAACUCUUAAAGAGAAGCACGAGGUUGCUACUUAAUUUAUAGCAUCAGAUAUAGAUGCAUUCUAAAAGGAGCAUUAAGAAUAAGAUUACAUAAAGCAUGGAAUAAUUAGGUCUGAAAAAGAUGUUAAUAAAAUAAAUGAAGACAUUUUAAAUUAACUAAAAAGCAGUAAAAAGAAGAAAAAAUAAAAGUAAAUUAUCGUUGAUCCUAAAGUGAAGCUAUUUAAGCUUACUUUAAAAAAUAAUUUAUUUUAAGAAGAAACUGAUAAAAUUAAUUAAAGAAUGAAAAAGAAAAUAAUGUCUCCCAGAGAUUUUAAAUCUUUUUUAUAGCUAUCAAGCUAAAAAAUGAUUAGCUUAAACUCUCCUCGUAAUAUCAGAGGAGAAAUGGUGAAGGAAAUAUUAAAUUGCUAUGACAUGAAAAGCAAUAACCAAUAAAUUCCGGAAUUUACAGAAGACCAAAAUUAAAUUUUCUCUAAAUUUAAUGUCAAUUCAUUUUAAAAUCUUCCUGUAGAUUAUGUUACACCUUUUAACAGUUCCAUAACAAAUUUAGAAUCAAAAAAUGAAGCUUUGAAAAAAUUUUAAAAUUUACUUUCAUCAAAUCUUAACAAAAGUAAUGAUUUCUCUGUUGAUAAAAGCUAAAAUAAAGCUAAAAAUUUAUUUACUUCUCAAAGGUUUUCUUUAGACUCUAAAUACAUUUUGUAUGAUGAAAACACUCCUCAAAGUAACAAAAGUAAUCUAUAGGAUCAUGCUAUUGAUAGCUAAAACCUUUUUAAUAAAAAAAAAUCUUCGUUUCAGAUAAAAAUCCAUGGAAGAUAAAGUGAAGAAAUUCAAAUAUUAGACCAAAAUAAUGAAAAGGAGAAUUUAACUAGAAUUAAACAAAAAAGAAUUUAAAGUGCACAUCCAAGAUUUGACAAUAACUCAACAAAAGAAUUUAAUCAUUAGAAGUAUGUAAUAUUUCCUUCUUCUAAUUUUUAAAACAAGCAAGAUACUUCAAAAAAUGUUCAGAGUAUGGUUAGUAUAACUAAUUUAAAUUCAGAGCGUAAAUUUUUAAGUAAUUUUAAAUCAAUCUAAGAAGAGGAAUUAGAUUCUCCUGUUCUUUUUUAUAAGCCACAAUAUAGCCAAAGCAACAUACAAGCAUAACUAUUGACAAAUCUUUAGUUAGGUAAAUUUGUUAAUAGUACUAUCUAUUAGGAUAAUACAAAUAAAAGCAACACUAACAACAUAAAUAAAAGUGGAAGCUGCAAUCAAUCUCCAACAACAAGAUAACCACCCUAAAUAAUUUAAGACUAACAAAAUAAUAAAAAAGAAGAGCAUAUGAAAUUAUCUUUGAAUACUGCUCAAAAUGAUUAGCAAUAACACAAAAAAAAUACCCAAGUUCCUAAUAAGUCUAAAUCAAUAUGUUCCUCAGAAUUUUAAUAAAAGAAUCUUCAAAAUAAAUAACAAUAAUUAUAACAACAACAAUUUCAGCUCCAAAAAAGUAAAUAACAAACAAAAAAAAUAACCUAUUUAAAAGCAAAUAAGACUUUCUCAGUUAUAAAUCAAAACUUAGACCAAAAACUUAAAUCAUUUUUUGAUACUAGGAAAAUAGUUCAAACGAAUAAUCCUUCAAAAAUAUAAGAAUGUCCUGAUAAAUCAGUAAACAUAAAUUAAAGUAAUCAGAUCUAUAAUAAAAAUGUAAAUAACUAGGAUUAAAAUUAAUAAAAGUAAGCUCAAGAUUAAGGAAAAGAUAACUCAGAUAACUAAAAUUAGAUAAUUUAGAAUUAAAUAUAAUAAAAUUCAGAUAAAAAUUAAGAUGAUUUUUAGUAAGCAAGAUCAAACUUAAGCAUAGUUUUAACGAAAGAACCAUAAAUAAAAUAAAAUGCAUAUUUAAACUUAUAAACAUCAAAGAAUUCAUCAGAAAAUAUUUUAAAAUUUAAUUUGGAUGACACAUAAAUAAUAUCUAAAAGAAAAAGGCCUUAAAGUAGUCUUAUAGGUUCUACUCUGACUCAAUCAACAAUUAACCUCAAAAACAUGUUACAAUCUCCUGAUAGAGUUAGUAGAAAAGAUUUGGCCAUUUCUCAUUUAUGCUCACCAAUUAGUGGGACUGAUUUUAAACCAAGUUUUGAAUACUUUUCAAAUAAUUCAAAUUUUAAUAAGUAAUUCAGAGUGAGCUAUUUAAACACCCCUAUGAAUAUUUAACAAUAAAACCAAAGUAUUUAGCAGCCAAAUGAAUUUAAAUACGAAAUAAAUAAUUAAAAUAUGAUGAAUAAUAGGUAAAAUUAAAUACAUAGUUCUACAUAGAUUAAUUAAAAUACUGUUUCUUUGUAAGAUUUGCCAUUUUUUCCAUCAAGUCGCAGCUAAGUUACUUCACCAAAUCAUUAAUAAUUUACUAUACUUCGCCCUAAAUCAAGUAAGAUCAAUUAACAAAGCAAAAUAAAUGAUUCUUAAUCUAAAAAUAUUCAUAUGGACAAGCUUAGAUUUUUGAAAAAAGAUAUAGAAAUCAAAGACCCUUUUAAAAAUAACUCAAAAUAAUUUAAAAAACUUAUGUCUGCUUCAACUAGAAAUUUUGUUUUACAGUAAACACCAAAAUCAUAACCUUAAAUUCCAGUUUAAUUUGCUAAAGCUGAGUGA